AUGGCGUCGGGAGCCCCUGCAUCACCUCAACAACUGAGAGCGUCUCUGGCCCGCGACGGCUUCGUGCGGAUUCCUGGCGCUUUCACACUGCAGCAGGUCGAGACAUACCGCGCGGCCUGCCAUCGCAUGGUAGACCGCACGAGGUCAGGCCAGUGGCCCUACUUCCGCAGCCUGCCAAAACAAUUUCCUCCCUGGAACGAGGACGUCAGUAAAGGCAUAUGGGGCGUGCAGCACCUCCUUCACCCUGAUAUCCCCCAGUCAGAUAAAGACAUCUUUGCCAGUUCCUACUUUGGCGAUACCAUGAUCGACGCCGUCACGGCGCUACUGAACUGCUCACAAGACGAUCUGGUUAUGGAACUGUACAAUAUGCUUGUACGCCCGGAUCGUGACUUUUCCUUACGCUGGCAUAGAGACGAUAUAGGUCCAGAUGUGUCGGCCGAAGAAGAACUGGAGCGUCUAGGUGAACCUAUGCUGCAUGCUCAAUGGAAUCUCGCUCUCUACGAAGACAGCUCUCUUGUGGUAGUUCCAGGCUCCCACAAGCGCGCACGAACAGACAUGGAGCGCAGCGUAGAUCCUUACGAGGACGAUAUGCCAGGACAACUGGCCGUGAAGAUGCUUCCCGGUGACAUCGUAUUCUAUAACAACAACAUCCUGCAUCGAGGCGUCUACGACAGCACCAACGAGCGUAUGACACUGCACGGGACUAUGGGCUUAGUUGGGAACGACCCUGCUCGAGCUCGUAACAUCUUACAGCACGGUAUAGGAAAUUGGGCUGUGAAAUGUGACUUCAGCAGGUUGCCGAAUCCAGACGUGGCAAGAAGGGCUGAAGCCAUGAAAAAAAGGCUAAUUUCUAUGGGCACGGGUGAGGAUGUUGGAUCUUCUCAACAAGAUUCGUAA
Messenger RNA from Zasmidium cellare ATCC 36951, 897 nucleotides. RefSeq lists its product as uncharacterized. The record is from RefSeq and is a predicted model, not a curated record. NCBI's taxonomy places the organism in Eukaryota, Fungi, Ascomycota, Dothideomycetes, Mycosphaerellales, Mycosphaerellaceae. The transcript has a single exon. The coding region runs from base 1 to 897 and encodes 298 amino acids.